Mixia osmundae IAM 14324 is the source of this 928-nucleotide messenger RNA. RefSeq lists its product as uncharacterized. The transcript has 5 exons. The record is from RefSeq and is a predicted model, not a curated record. Lineage: Eukaryota; Fungi; Basidiomycota; Mixiomycetes; Mixiales; Mixiaceae. Bases 142 to 732 code for a protein of 196 amino acids.
AUCGUACUGGCUAGCCACUCUUGGCCCCUUUAUCGUUGCUUUGUAAGGAAAAUCGCGGCAGUACACGAUUUUCGCAUCGCCCCAAUUCAAUCUGCUUCUAGCUAUUCCCGCAAUACCAGCACAUCCUCGAGCCUGGGGGUCAUGCGGCACCUUGCACUUCUCUUGUGUCUUUCGACAGUCUGCGCCUUCCCCGGACUCCCUAUCCUGCCGCGCGACCGUGGUGACCAGUCACAGGAGUACAGCAUGAAUAUGUCGUACACGGCCAGAUGCAGCCGGGACACAGUCUUUGAUCCGGCGACAGAUGCUUGGUCGAGCAUCACUAUGUUCCUCACGCGGGUCGGAGAGAGGAGGGGCAACCGAGACAUUGUCAGAACAUGGAUGAACCCCAUUCGAAUCGGCUCUUUCGAAUUCGAGCCGCAGGAAUAUCUCGGCCAACCUGACGCGGCAAGAUUCAGCUUCACUCUCAUCAGGGAAUUGACUGGUGCAGAAACGCCCGGGAUCACUAGAUGCUGUCGUGUCAGUUUCAACUUUGUGAUUCUCAUGAGCGUGGAUAGACAUCAAUGGGAAUGGGAGGCACCGCAAGUCAACCUCGUUUGCUCCAAAGACUACGAAGGAUGUCAGCCCAUGGUAUUGAGGAGCUACGGUCUCAGAGGCGUGCAACCUUGUCACUCCACACAACUCGAUGUCAAGGAGAUGAACGCCCCAUGCUCGUGGUGCUGGCCAUGGAGCUAAGGGUAAGAUGCAUAAAGGUCAAGCCGCAGUUGCAAGCCAGUCACCAGCUUCAAUACGACCAGGUUGAUCUGAUACAAUGCGCGCUCUUGUGCUCUCAAGAGUCGUGAUGGAUGAAGACGGACUCGCGCGGGCAGCGUUGCAGCUUCUCAAGCUGGCGUGAGAUACCGGUUCAGAUUGACCGAGUGACACAGUCAAC